AUUAGAUUAGAAUGUCAUUUAUGAUAGAUGGUUAAUAAAAUGUAAAAAUUUAAUCAUUUUUAGUAUUCAAAUGGAUAAAUUCACAUCAAUGUCGUUAACACAUAACCAGAAGAUUUUCAAAGUAGAUCUAUAUAGUAUAAUCUUUAGAUUCUAACUUUUAUGAUUAUGAAUAAAUCGAAUCCUAAGGUACAAUUGAAUUAUAAAUUGAAGAAGACACUCCAUAAUUUAGGGACAUGUAUGAAUCUGAUGAAAGAAACAAAAAGUAUUAGUUUAUUUGAUCGUUCAGAUCAUUUAUAGAAAAUUAAAAGAAUCAAUAUAAAAUGAAGUAUCAGAUAUCUUAUUAGAAUGGAUGAC
Molecule: messenger RNA, 354 nt
Organism: Paramecium sonneborni
Lineage: Eukaryota; Ciliophora; Oligohymenophorea; Peniculida; Parameciidae
Source: the annotation of a GenBank genome assembly